Messenger RNA from Linum trigynum, 297 nucleotides. The record is from the annotation of a GenBank genome assembly. NCBI's taxonomy places the organism in Eukaryota, Viridiplantae, Streptophyta, Magnoliopsida, Malpighiales, Linaceae.
AUGUUCGCAAUGGGUACCGGCACGGCAGCUGAACGAUGCUCGGCGUUAGAGGCGGCAUUCGAUGAGAUGCAGGCAGGGAUCGCGACCAAUACGGAGAAUAUCGCAAAUCUGAUGGCGGAGGUCACCGCCCAAGGGGCGCGCACGACAAGGAUCGAGGCCAUGAUGGAGGCGGUGCGGGCGAAGCUAGACGCAUGGAUUCCGCAGCGGGAGGGCAAAGGGCCGAUGGGCUCUGGUAGCGACGAGGAGAGCUCGGAGGAGAAGGAGGGAGAGAAGAGUACGAUCAGAAUGAAAGAUUGA